Messenger RNA from Carcharodon carcharias (great white shark), 2262 nucleotides. Its product is annotated as zinc finger protein 572-like. The record is from RefSeq and is a predicted model, not a curated record. The transcript is spliced from 3 exons. Gene Ontology annotation, biological process: regulation of transcription by RNA polymerase II. Gene Ontology annotation, molecular function: RNA polymerase II cis-regulatory region sequence-specific DNA binding; DNA-binding transcription factor activity, RNA polymerase II-specific. NCBI's taxonomy places the organism in Eukaryota, Metazoa, Chordata, Chondrichthyes, Lamniformes, Lamnidae. Bases 318 to 827 code for a protein of 169 amino acids.
CCAAAGUCAGGAAGCCAUUGUUGAGGAUAUACUGAAUCUGAGACAAAUACUUGAGACUGGCUGGUCAGCCUACAUUAAAUUUCAAUCUAGUCUAACGGAUUCAUUAACUGAAGAGUGUUUUUUUUACUAUCAAGAGGACACCUUGGGUGGAAAAAUCUAGUGUCCCUGACUCCAUAUGAAGUUAUCUGAUGAUUGAGUUAUUCAGGAUUGAGUUCUCAGGAGUGGGCUGUACAUCCAGGAGGGGUGGUACAGUGAGAAAUUGUUUCCAGAACAGAACUGUCAGGCUUCAGUUGUGUGGAAAUUCCUAGGAGAAGGUUAUGGAAAGAAUCUUGUGGGGAAAUCCAGGUUUGCUGGAUGGAGAUUGUACAGAUACUGUGGAACCAAGAGCCAACAAGGAAAUCCUGAAUGAAGCCAACAUGUUAGUAAAGGAUCAACCAGGAUCAGCAGAGAUUCCUGGACCCAGUCAGCAGGGGCCUGCCCUUCAAGACACAGACAGCUUUCAGUGUUUUGUGUGUGGGAAGCGUUUCAGAUGGCCCUGUCUUUUGAAAAAACACCUGCGUGUUCACACAGGAGAGAAACCAUUUGAGUGUGUAGAGUGUAAGAAGCGAUUUAGUAAAUCCAGUAACUUAAUAAGGCAUCAGCGAUUUCACAGAGGAGAGAAACCGUUUGAGUGCAAUGUUUGCACAAAGCGGUUUUCCACCUGUAACGAUCUGAAAGUGCACCAGCGAAUUCACACUGGAGAGAGACCGUUUGAAUGUAGGGUGUGUAUGAAGCGAUUUUACACAUCUGGCCAUUUGAUUCGGCAUCUGCAAAUCCACACUGACUAGAAAGUGCAUAAAAAGAGGUUUGAUGCAUUCUGUCAAUUGCAACUAGUACAUUGAUUUAAUACUGGAGAGAUGCACUGGAUUAAGCUAUCAUCAUUGUAGAACAAUACCUUUUAUUCAGACACCAGUAUAUCAUAUAUAGCACAGCCCUGCUGUCUGCCUCAGUAACAACUCCAGACCCUACUGAGCAGCCCCUGGAGCAAUGGUACGUCACCACUAUUAGUAGCACAUAUUCCAAGGUCUAUCUGUACCUGGUUAGUAUAGUGAAAUAUAAAUGAAGCAGUUUGGUGCUGCAUGGGUUCCCAAUGAUGAGAAUGUCUGAAUUCACCUCCCCGUAACUGAGUAAUUAAUAGGAAUAGAACAGUAAAGUGAAAGCCGGAAACCGGAAAUAAAAGCAGAAAAAGCUGCAAAUGCUGAGGAGGUCAGUGUAACACUGUGUGUAACCCUGUCUCUGGUUUUCAAUAUUUAGAGAUGUAGAAUGCCAUGGUAUCUAUGUUAGCAACUCUUGUACGUGAAAUGGAUUUCUCAAGCAGCUGUCUGGUUGUCCUAUUUCCACUUCCAUGAUAUCUACUUGUGCACAAUUCCACGGUCAAUUUCUCCAUGAAGAGUUUAACUGAAAACACCAGAGCUUACCUUCAUAAGGCAGAGCACAAUUAUAGCGUUAACACAUUAGAUCACAUUUUAUUUUCAUUAUACUGUUCAUCCUAUCCCACUCUGCUAUGAUCUGUAUCUGAGAUGAUUCACAAUCACGAAUGGAUCUCUCCUGGUAGUUUGAUGUGCAGUUUUUACUGGUCAACUUCAUCAAUUAAUCACUUGAAAAUGUUUGAUCAAGGUGGCCAAGUUUUCACAGUUGAAGAGCAGCAAAUUGUACACAUUAGAAAUUUGAACUAUUCUAAAUAUAGUACAUCAAUGUGAUGACUCACUGAUCUUUCAAUAACAUGAAGCAUGUUUUAUCUCUCGCGCAUGCGUGUGCACAAUUUUACUGAUCUAGUUUUAUUUGUCCCUGUCUCUUUCGUACUAGGAGAACUGAAAAAUGUGAAAAGAAUUUUUGUUAGUUUGGUGGAAUGGAAGGAUUUUGGGCAGAAGCAAUUAAAUAUGGAUAGGUAUGAAGUAACACUUUGAGAGAACAAACAAGGAAUGAGAGUGUACACUCAAACGGAAAAACACUGACGAUAUGAAUUAAUAGAGAACUGAGCUCAGGCUGGAGCUUUCUACCGCUCUCAGCUUCCCAGGAUCACCAUUGCACAAAGUGAACAUGGAGGAGAAUCAUGGGAGGGCAAGUGUGCAAACAAUAAACCCUGGUUGCAAUGUUCUGCCAGAAAGGCCAAUAACCUUUUGGAUUGUUUUAACUGGAUAUAAGAGUUCAGGAGUAAUGAUGUAAUUGGUUAGAUAGCUGUUUUGGGUGCCUCAUGGAAAGGACAUUAAAAUCAAUGCAAAC